Molecule: messenger RNA, 569 nt
Organism: Eutrema salsugineum
Lineage: Eukaryota; Viridiplantae; Streptophyta; Magnoliopsida; Brassicales; Brassicaceae
Product: monodehydroascorbate reductase 2-like
Exons: 3
Coding region: 1-522 (173 amino acids)
Cellular component (GO): cytoplasm
Molecular function (GO): flavin adenine dinucleotide binding; oxidoreductase activity, acting on NAD(P)H
Source: RefSeq, a predicted model, not a curated record
AUGACGACAAAAGACGUUGCAUCAACUUCUGUUAAUGCCAAUGCUGUGAAAGUUACUACUGAUGCAUUCUUCAAAACGAACGUUCCGGAUGUAUACGCCAUUGGUGAUAUAGCCACAUUCCCAAUGAAACUCUACAAUCAAAUGAGACGUGUUGAACACGUUGACCAUGCUCGCAAGUCCGCUGAACAGGCCGUUAAGGCAAUCAAGGCCGCAGAAGAAGGGAAAUCGAUUCCUGAAUAUGACUAUCUUCCAUACUUUUACUCUCGAGCCUUUGAUCUCUCAUGGCAAUUCUAUGGUGACAACGUUGGAGAAACCGUUUUGUUUGGAGAUAAUGACCCAAAAUCGCCGAAGCCAAAAUUCGGAAGCUAUUGGAUUAAAGAAAGGAAAUUGAUUGGAGCGUUUUUGGAAGGUGGAACUUUUGAAGAGAACAAGGCAAUUGCUAAGGUCGCGCGAACGCAGCCUUCUGUUGAGAGCCUUGACGUGUUGUCUAAGGAAGGACUUUCCUUCGCCAGCAAAAUUUAGAAAAGAAAACCAAAUUGCUUCUAGGUUCUGACUUCUGUUGUGUGUUU